GCGGCGCCCAUGCACAGUAUGCAAGCAGCAACUUUUGCCUGAUGACUGAAAACCUUUCAAGAUGGCUAGUCAAGAGUUGAACCUGUGGGUCCAAGACAGCCUUCAUGACAUCCUGGGGAUCAGCGACCGCUACAUAGCAGACUAUCUCAUCGGCAUUGCUGGCAAGGCCAGCAGCGCUGGGGACUUUGUUCGGAGGAUCCAGGAUACCGGAACGAUCGAUGUCAAUGCCGCCACCACCAAGUUCGCGCAUGAACUUUGGGGGAAGCUUCCCCGCAAGGCGUCCGCUAAGGUAGCAAAUCGAGCCCGAGAGCAGGAGGCGAUUGCCAGGACCAAGCAGAGCCAGAGCUACAAGCUGCUGUCUGAUGAGGAGGAGGAAUUGGCAGUCACACAUGUCGCGCCGACGAAGAGAGAAAAACGAGAGAAAGGAAGCAAAAGGAAACACAUCCGAAAGAAGAAAGAUGAGAGUAGCGACAGCGACAGUGAUCCUCAGCCAGUCAGGACCAGUAAACAUGCUAAGCGUGAGCCAUCUCCAGACUCGGAGUCCGACGAAUGGGACAGGGAGGAGAAAGAAAGACGGCAAGACUUGGAGGAGAGAGACGCGUUUGCUGAGCGUCUACGAAACAAGGACAAAGAAAAGACCAAGAACACCGCAGACAAGGGAAACAAAAAGGCUUACGAAGAGGCCAGGAAGAGACUGGAGAUGGCAGAGCAGGACAGGCGGAAAAUGAUCCCGGAGCUGCGGAAGGGGUCGCGCCGAGACUACCUCAAGAAACGAGAGCUGGACAAACUGGAAGAGCUGGAGGCGGACAUCGUUGAUGAGGAAUACCUCUUCUCAUCAACGGAAUUAACAGCCAAAGAAAAGAGAGAUUUGGAGUAUAAGAGGACGGUCUUGAAGCUAGCAAAGGACCACAAGACAGCUGGGGAGAAGCAGAAAGAAGGAAGAUACUACAUGCCCAAAGAAGAUGAGAAACCCUCAGAUAAGUACGUUGAACCCAUGCUGGAUGAGCAGGAGCUGGGGCCGAGGUCUGAGCAGCAACGCUGGGAGGAGGAACACGUCAAGCUGGGCUCCAUGAAGUUUGGGGCCAGAGACGCCAAACAGAAACACAAGACUAAGGAAUAUGAUCUAGUUGUGGAUGAGCUUGGAGAAAUUGAGUUUGUCAGCGCGAUUCAGAUGCCGGGAACUCGAGACAAGUCGGAGCCCGAGGAACCUGAGCUGUCUUCAGCCCAGAAGAAGCGCAUCAGCAUUGCCGAGACCCGCAAGAGCUUGCCCAUCUACCGAUUCCGGGAGGACCUACUUCAAGCCAUCCAGGAUCACCAGGUGCUGAUCAUCGAGGGGGAGACGGGAUCUGGAAAGACGACACAGAUACCACAGUAUCUCUAUGAAGCGGGCUACACCAAAGACGGCAAGAAGAUAGGCUGCACCCAACCAAGACGUGUGGCAGCCAUGAGUGUGGCUAGUAGGGUAGCGGAAGAAAUGAACUUCAAACUUGGCAACGAGGUUGGCUACAGCAUCCGUUUUGAGGACUGUACCUCGGACCGAACCAUCCUGAAGUACAUGACAGACGGCAUGCUGCUCCGGGAAUUCCUGGGGGAACCGGACAUGGCAGGCUACAGCGUUUUGAUCAUCGAUGAAGCCCACGAGCGAACCCUCCACACCGACAUCCUCUUUGGCCUCGUCAAGGACAUUUCCCGAUUCAGGCCAGACCUCAAACUGCUCAUCUCUAGCGCCACGCUGGACACUGACAAGUUUGCCAUGUUCUUUGACGACGCGCCGAUCUUCCGCAUCCCGGGCCGCCGGUUUCCCGUGGAUUUGUUCUACACAAAGGCUCCUGAAGCUGAUUACCUGGACGCCUGUAUCGUCUCCGUCCUUCAGAUCCAUGUCACUCAGCCAAUGGGAGACGUCCUAGUCUUCCUGACGGGACAGGAAGAAAUUGAGACCUGCAUGGAGAUACUACAGGAGAGAGUCCGUAAACUAGGCACCAAGAUCCGAGAGCUCAUUGUUCUCCCGAUCUACUCCACCCUGCCCUCGGAACUCCAAGCCAAGAUCUUUGAACCCACGCCUCCUGGAAGUCGCAAGGUGAUACUGGCAACAAACAUCGCUGAGACAUCCCUGACUAUCGAUGGAAUCAUCUACGUCAUUGAUCCCGGCUUCAAUAAACAGAAGAGUUACAAUGCCAGGACCGGUAUGGAGUCCUUGGUGGUGACCCCUGUGUCAAAGGCAUCAGCCAAUCAGAGAGCUGGUAGAGCUGGCCGGGUUGCUGCUGGUAAAUGCUUCAGACUCUACACAGCUUGGGCCUACAAGAACGAACUGGAAGAAAACACCAUUCCUGAAAUUCAGAGGACUAAUCUCGGCAACGUGGUCCUCCUUUUGAAAAGUCUCGGCAUCAACGACCUGAUCCACUUUGACUUCAUGGACCCGCCGCCCCACGAGACCCUGGUCUUGGCUCUAGAGCAGCUCUAUGCCCUGGGUGCGCUCAACCACAAAGGGGAGCUGACUAAACUGGGCCGUCGGAUGGCAGAGUUUCCCGUGGACCCCAUGCUGUCCAAGAUGAUCCUGGCUUCGGAAAAGUAUCAGUGCACAGAUGAGAUCCUGAGCAUCACUGCCAUGCUGUCUGUCAACAACGCCAUCUUCUAUCGACCCAAGGAUAAGAUCGUUCAUGCCGACAACGCAAGGGUCAACUUCUUUGCUCCUGGAGGGGAUCACUUGACACUGCUGAAUGUCUACAACCAGUGGGUAGAGACAGACUUCUCCACUCAGUGGUGUUUUGAGAAUUUCAUCCAGCAUCGAUCCAUGAGGCGGGCCAGGGAUGUGAGGGACCAGCUCCAGGGUUUGGUAGAGAGGGUGGAGAUCCCACUGACCUCGGCGUCUCAUGACAACAUCAUCAUCAGGAAGGCCAUUACCGCAGGUUUCUUCUACCACACGGCCAAAUUCAGCAAAGGCGGUCAGUACAAGACGGUCAAGCAUCAGCAGACCGUCAUGGUCCAUCCCAACAGCAGCCUGUUUGAGGAGCAGCCGCGCUGGCUCAUCUACCACGAGCUGGUCUUCACUACCAAGGAGUUUAUGCGACAGGUUAUUGAGAUUGAGAAUGCCUGGCUUCUAGAGGUGGCUCCCCAUUACUACAAGGCUAAGGAGCUGGAGGACAUGUCCAGCAGGAAGAUGCCCAAGAACACUGGCAAGAGCAAGGAAGAGACACGGACGUGAUGUCUUGGACAUCUCUCACUGGCUCAUCGACCCUGCAGUAUUUCAGGGACUACGAUCCGACAUUUGGACUGGCAGUUGUACAGUGAUGUCAGCAUAUCGUAUUAUUCUUUGAUGCUAGAAGAUGAAGGAUCAUGGAAGAUGAUCCAUAAAUGAUUGAGGAUUAGUAGUGUCUCAUUGCCCAUCGAUUAUGGACUGCAGAAGAUAAACUAUAGUUCAUGGACUGUCGAUCAUGGAACAUAGAGGGUAAACAAAAGAUACUGGACCAUGGAUUAAAGGGACACUAGGUCCUGGAACAGCCCAAUUGGGCUACAAAACGCGCUUUGAACGAGA
Messenger RNA from Patiria miniata (bat star), 3532 nucleotides. It is a transcript of the gene dhx16, whose product is annotated as pre-mRNA-splicing factor ATP-dependent RNA helicase DHX16-like. Gene Ontology annotation, molecular function: ATP binding; RNA binding. The record is from RefSeq and is a predicted model, not a curated record. Lineage: Eukaryota; Metazoa; Echinodermata; Asteroidea; Valvatida; Asterinidae. The coding region runs from base 62 to 3202 and encodes 1046 amino acids. Gene Ontology annotation, cellular component: catalytic step 2 spliceosome; intracellular anatomical structure. The transcript is spliced from 21 exons.